AUUUAAAUAUUGGCCUACCUGUUAAUAAUUUGGCAUAUUCAAACAGUACUACAGUUUUAUUUGGGUGUUUUGUUAAUAUUAUUUGUCUGUUUAUUUGUUAGUGUAGGGAAUUUCUUGUUUUCCUUAUCAUAACCAGGUUGAUAAGGCCUACUAAAAGCUUUUGCUAGGGAUAAUGAGUACUAAUAGGAACAGGAGGCUUAAACACAUCAAGAAAAGUACCCUUCACCUCUGAAAUAUCAUAGGCCCAUUCUACAGAACAUUCGGUGAUGUGCUUCGAUGUCUUAAUAUAUUAUUACAUAGAUAUAUUGUGUCUGAGGGGGAAUUUGAUGACAAAAAACACUAGGUGUACACAAUUGAAUUAUUGCCCACAGCAUUGAAAACAUAGGCUACAUUUUCUUAUCAUAACCAUAUUCGUUUAACCUUUCACAUCCCUCAAUUCCAUAUUGUGAUUAGUCUAAUGGUCCUUAAAGGUUUCCUUUGGUUAUGUUAAGGGUAGUUACCUCCAAUAAAGUGAUUUGAGCCAACCGAUACUUUUAAAAUGGAAAAUAUUCCUGAAACCUCUGCAUUUCUCAGAAUGCCUGCUUAUCAGUAAUCACAUGUAUAUCAGUGUAAUUUAUGCCCUAAUGUAGUGGAACUAAGGUGUUUUUCAUCCUAAUAUUCCGGUUGAUAUACAGACUAUCUCUGAGAAACCAUAUAAAAGGCAAACGUCUCAAGGUAGAACACAAUGUUGAGCUAGCUUAUCACACAGCAUAUCCAAGAAAACCCUCCAUUCUAAAGUAGUCACCAUGAAGGUAGAGCUCUUUGCCAUUGUGUUCCUUUGCCUGGCUGGUAUGUUGCAUGCUGAGGCUAAGGCCCAGCAGCCUGGAGAGUCCAGUCUCACAGACAAUGGGCAGCGUUUAGGGAGGAGGUAUGCUGAGUCAACCAUUGCCAGUGACAUGAGCAAAAUUAUGGACUCUAUGGUGCAGAAGAACUUUGUAAACUUUCUGCUGAACCAGAGGGAAAAAAAGAAUGCGCCUAAUGUCACUCCAGAGGAUGAUCCAGAGUUUCACAUGUACAGUGAUCUCCUAAAAAAGAUUGCUGUGUGUGUCCGCAGCAAGGACCUCUGACCCAGCAGGCAAUGUGAACUAAAACUAUUAGAAGCUUGAUGACCUCUGCCUUUUGAUCUGAAUUAAAAGAAGAUAUUUUGUUUUUGUU
Messenger RNA from Osmerus eperlanus (European smelt), 1194 nucleotides. RefSeq names its product gastric inhibitory polypeptide (gene gip). Gene Ontology annotation, biological process: regulation of insulin secretion; response to glucose; regulation of fatty acid biosynthetic process. Bases 786 to 1106 code for a protein of 106 amino acids. The transcript is spliced from 5 exons. Gene Ontology annotation, molecular function: hormone activity; glucagon receptor binding. Gene Ontology annotation, cellular component: extracellular region. The record is from RefSeq and is a predicted model, not a curated record. Lineage: Eukaryota; Metazoa; Chordata; Actinopteri; Osmeriformes; Osmeridae.